AUGUCCCAUGCGCUCCUCCUCCGCUUGUUCCUAACCCCCUCUUUCUUUUCGGUCCAUGUCGCGUUGCAAUACCUCAAGACUUACUCAGACAAUAUAGGUAUCACCUAUUAUAUCACUCGCAGGCUCAGGGAUCUCGAUAUCUCAGAAUUGCGCGAUGUGUGGGGGUUCAUUUGCCAUCUUCUUCUCACACGGCCCUCGAAAUCAAGGGCAUUAGAAUGUUUUGUUGUCGAUGUUGCGCAGAGGUCGACUCAUAUAGCUUUACUUACAUUAUGGUUCAUGCAGGCAGCUCUUCAAGAUCUCACUCAUCCUGACUCCAAGUCGUUCUCAAUAUGCCAACGAGUUCUCCACAAGUGUCAUGAUAUCAUUUUCAGCGACUUACCACCUGCCGUUUCGCCAUAUUCAACCCUCAGUAUUCCAUUCCGAUCUCGUUUCUUCCGAAGGAAAAUAAAACCCCACAUGGAACCUGCCAUUGUGGGUAUCGGUAUGGUAUUGGCGGGAACCCCUGCUUUACCAAGGUUGACGGCAAUCAUGGGAGAGGUCACAAUCGAACAAGGGCGCGUCGAGGAGGAGCGAACAGAGAUAAGGAGCAUCGAAUUAAGAGACGAUGAUUUAACAUCUGGGUCAGAAUUGGCUUCUUUAGAGGAAAAUUCUGAAGACGACAAUGAUCCUGACGGAGAUGACUUCCAAUCCGUACAGGACGACCCUAACAAAGUACCGUCAGAAUCCUUGGUCAGUUUACGGCGUGUCACCGUUGGUCCUGCACAAACAGUCCCUACUCUUCCCUUACAUCUCGAGGCCAUAAGACGUUCCAGAAAUUCUGAGGAUCCUCUAGGGCAAAUCGAUCCCGAACCAAUAUCUGCCCCUUAUCAGUCAUCCCCGUCUUUACCUUCCCGGUCUUUACUUACUAGAAUGUCCUCCAACACCUACGCCGAUACCCUUCUUCAGUCCUAUGAUAUUCAGUCUCAAGUUCACUUGCUGAAGAAUCAUUAUUGUCGCUCCGAAGUCCGAUUCAUUCUAGCGUUAGAAAAUAUUGCAAAUCGAUUACUAGUGGUUCCCCGGCCUGCACGGGUCAGUGCCUUGAGGGCAGAGCUCACCUCUCUAAAUCACAAGCUUCCCGCAGAGGUGUGCAUGCCUAUGUGGUGUACUUCUUCCGACAACCCCCAAUCAAAUCACAUACCACAACCUCAUCACAGGAUUGUGCGUAUACCACCUGGCGAGAGCGUCGUCCUCAAUUCUGCGGAACGGGCCCCUUACCUCCUGUAUCUGGAAAUCCUCAUCGAUGAUCUCGAAUUUGACCCUCAGAAACGAAACAACAAGGAUAUAUUAAAGAGGGUUGUCGUGCAGGAGGAUGAGCGCAAGGGCGCCUCUCGGGAAUCCAAUCCGUUCAGCAACCUUAUUCAAGCUUCUUAUCAAAAUCGAGCAGUAGAGUCAAAUCAUGACGCCGACGUUGCAACGGAAGAUCCUCCAUCCGUCGAUACAAUACUAAGCAUAAUUCCACCCACACCUCGCAAUGCAAAUAGUAUUCCAGCCUUCGAGGAGGAGAUUGACUUGGUUGAACAACUUUAUGGUGCAGAUCUCUCUCUUCGCUCACAACCGAUGGAUCUAUCGGAGUCUAUCGUUCUUCCUCCUGCUCUCAAGAACAAGGACCUUGAUAUGGUAGCUUGGUCUCGUCCCUCAUCCAUCCCUGCCUCUCCUAAUGUUGAAAGCGAGGGGCCAGGAAUGCCUUCUACACCUGGGAAACAGCCCUCCACUACUUUGCCGCAAGAUGGUACGAUAACGCUUGAAGAGUACUCGGAGCGUAUGCGCACAGCCGCCAUCAUGUUGGCCCAGCUCAACGCGAAUCUUUCUCGGGAGCCUACACCUUCCUCAAUUCAAGAUUCAAAUUUCUCUGGUCCUCUUAGUUGGAUUCCGGGAUCCAAUUGGUUGAUGAAUUCAACCGAACAAGGCUCGAAAAUCCCUAUCCUCCACUAUCACUCUUCGUCAUCUGGUUCUCAAGAUUUCGGCAAAUCAACUCCUAUUAGAAUGCGGUUGCAACCGGCUGAAGCGUCCGCCAUUCGCGAUCGAAUUAUGCAGGAGAUGCUUGCCCUUGAGGAAGAACGCAUGGCAAGAAUGCAAGAGACGUGGGACGGGGAAGGUGUCCUUCGUGUUAACGAUGUCGGCGGGAGGUUGAAGACCGUUGAGGAUGAAAAUAUCAUUCGACGAGAACUCACCAAGGCAGACCCCUCUGCGAUGGUCUUCAGUGAGUCUUGGGCUGCCAAGAAGAGUCGAAUACGACAUGGCUCCCCGUAUGGACAUCUAGCAAAUUGGGAUUGCGUUUCGGUCAUUGUUAAGACCGGAGGAGACCUUCGUCAAGAACAACUAGCGGUCCAACUCAUACUCGAGUUCCAGAGGAUAUGGGAGGAGGAAAACUGUCCAUGUUGGGUCCGAUACUUUCGAAUUCUAAUAACUGGUGGGACGUCAGGGCUGGUCGAAACAAUAACCGACGCCGUUUCUAUUCAUUCGAUCAAGAAAUCAGAAUAUGCGCGUAGAUUGGCUGAGGGUAGGCUCGGUCAUGUCACCCUUCUUGAUCACUUCAUAGCUACUUAUGGAGACCCGUCUUCUGCCAAGUUUGCCCGUUACUCGAUAAUAACGUAUCUGCUCCAAAUUAAGGACCGCCAUAAUGGGAACAUUCUACUUGAUAGAGAAGGCCAUCUCAUACAUAUCGAUUUCGGAUUUAUCCUCACCAAUACCCCCGGAAACAUUCGCUUUGAGGCUGCCCCCUUCAAGUUGCCCCUCGAGUACAUUGAAGUCCUCGGUGGCGUGGAUAGUCAUUCGUUCAUCGAGUUCAAGCACCUUUUCCGAGAAGGUUUCGAGGCUGCUAGGAAGCAUUGUGAUAGAGUAAUCACCUUGGUUGAACUGAUGCAGAAAGACUCAACUCUUCCUUGCUUCGCAGCAUUGGGUGAACAGACAGCUGCUCAGUUGCGUGAACGGUUCCAGCCUGCCCUGACACACUCUCUCGUUGGGGAGAUGGUAGAACGCUUGAUCUAUUCGUCUCUAGGGUCUCACUGGACAAGACUAUAUGAUUCAUAUCAAUACUAUUCUCAGUCGAUUUUAUGA
Molecule: messenger RNA, 3096 nt
Organism: Marasmius oreades (fairy-ring Marasmius)
Lineage: Eukaryota; Fungi; Basidiomycota; Agaricomycetes; Agaricales; Marasmiaceae
Exons: 13
Coding region: 1-3096 (1031 amino acids)
Biological process (GO): phosphatidylinositol phosphate biosynthetic process; phosphatidylinositol-mediated signaling
Cellular component (GO): membrane; cytoplasm
Molecular function (GO): 1-phosphatidylinositol 4-kinase activity
Source: RefSeq, a predicted model, not a curated record